Exophiala spinifera is the source of this 1755-nucleotide messenger RNA. RefSeq lists its product as uncharacterized. NCBI's taxonomy places the organism in Eukaryota, Fungi, Ascomycota, Eurotiomycetes, Chaetothyriales, Herpotrichiellaceae. The transcript has a single exon. The coding region runs from base 1 to 1755 and encodes 584 amino acids. The record is from RefSeq and is a predicted model, not a curated record.
AUGCCGUCCUCAGUAUACACCUUCAACGACAGCCAAAUGCCUCUCAAAGAAGCAAAAACGGCCCGCAUCACCACGGAUCCCGACACCUCGCUUUCCGAUCGGCCAAAUAACUAUACAGCACUGCCAACUUCUCGGCUCUCCCGAGACGGGGAUGACAAACCUCCAAUUUACGCCACAACCUUUGGCAUAGAGCUGGAAUUCUGCCUGGCAUUUAGGGAAGAGCUUUUACGUACCAUACUUCAGGAAUACCACACAGAAGCAGAUAUUGUCAAGACCUUUACUGCCCAUCAGCAUGAUAACCUCCUGGGAAAGCUUGCUACAAACCCCAUUCCCAAUCCUGCUUUGGAGAAAAGGUGGCAGUAUUCUUCUUGGGCACUGCAUGUUCCACAAAACGAUCCCGGCUGCCAGAAGAGCCUGCAUCGUGAAAUGUAUGCCAACCUGAUGACUGGAGACAAACAAUACCUCCGAAGAUACGUAAUGGAGCCCCUUCUCAUGGCACAGAAAUGCCUGAACACGGCCUGUCUCGACAGCAACGUGGUUGGAUGGGUGGAACCCGACCGAGAUUAUCCUGCAGACCCUUCUAAAGCAGAGAUACCUUUUCCUGGAGCAGACAAAGACGUCCUGGUGCGAAGUGCCGUAGCAGACUAUUCCAAAUGGACUCUGACAAACGACUACACCUUGGUGGGGGCAUUGAAAAGCCAACUAGGAAACACUUUGCAGAAACGAAACAUACCGACACAACAAAUCUCCAACUGGGAUAGCACAGGUGUCGAGUUGAUCACUCCUAUCUUCGAAUUCAGAAACAAAGAAUCGGCAUUUCAAGAAAUUGAACAAUAUCUCGGUGCUUUGAGUUCUCCAGACAUUUUUAUGAUGGAUUCUGUAUGGGCAAGCACGCAUGUACACGUCGGCUUCAACUUCGACAAGCCAGCAGAUAUGCCCAUCCUAUUGUUGCAGCACCUAGCCUAUAUCCUUGUGUUGCACGAGGACCUCUUGUCAAAAUGCCAUCCCAGAAGCCGGUGUGGAGUUGAGUUGCCUGAAUCCGUCCCCGAAGAGCCCAGCUGCGAUCCACUCGACGAUUACUUCGAUCCUGACACACCUCUACCGCCUGAGCCAACCGAAGACGAACAGGAGAAAGAACAUGAAGAUGCGGUCCUUGCUUGGGAGGCCCAAUACACUGGAGCCGGUAAUGUCGACUCCAACUAUUGGUACCUCCAUGACAAGCUGCUAGCUCAGGCCCCCACCGACCAGCACCCCAGCAUUAUCAGGGACUGCAUCUUCAAAGAGCACGGCAACGUCCUUGACCUGGUUGAGAACCUACAGCGGCCCAUUCCCGACAAACCUGGAACAGUCCACCGAGGAUACAUGUACAAUUUCGCCAAUCUCGUGGUCAUGGAGAACAACACAACAUCGUGGAAGCCCAUCAAGCCAACUGUGGAAUUUCGCCAACACGCAUGCACCACCGACAUCGGCGUCAUUCAACACUGGGUCGACCUCUUGGAAGCAAUUGUUCGGAAAGCGGAAGAGUCGGCCGCUACCACGACAAAUCACAGUAGAGAGGCAACAAAUACAACACGUACAUUUGCUGAGCGGGCGGCAAGCAAAUACUCACGUACCUGCACAACAUCGUGGCCAUACACAAACAUGAAGGAUUUCUGUGUCGACUUUUUGAAUCUCCACGAAGACGAGGGAGAAUAUUGGCAGACACGAUAUGACCAAUAUAAGGACGACAGGCCAUCUAGGACUGUGUCCAGAUAG